Messenger RNA from Ictalurus furcatus (blue catfish), 2471 nucleotides. RefSeq lists its product as uncharacterized. Gene Ontology annotation, molecular function: lipid binding. The transcript has 6 exons. Bases 249 to 1922 code for a protein of 557 amino acids. Gene Ontology annotation, biological process: lipid transport; lipoprotein metabolic process. Gene Ontology annotation, cellular component: extracellular region; membrane. The record is from RefSeq and is a predicted model, not a curated record. Lineage: Eukaryota; Metazoa; Chordata; Actinopteri; Siluriformes; Ictaluridae.
GGACUUCAUUUCCCAGCAGCCACUGCACCAUACUACAUGAUUGUCACAUGACCACCUGCUUUCUCAGAAAUUUGGUUGCAGCCGUUGUAUAGCUUCCUUUUCUUCCCCAUCCAGGUAUUUCAUGUAUUUUCUGCCUAUAGCCAGUUCAGGUAUUUCAUGUGUUCCAGCUCAAGCACACCCUGUGCAACUAAUGAAGCCCUUGAAGAGAGGGAGUUCAUAUCAGACUCAGAGUUCCUGAACCGAGCAGGAUGAUGAAAAGAGAGAAACUGCAGAAGCAGCUGGGCGAGUACAUCUUAGAUACUGUCAAAUGCACUGAAACAGUAAAGGAGUUUUGUGACAGAGAAUCAAAAUGGACCUUACAGAGAGAGACCGAGCUCGAUAUGAUGAGAGACAUCAAAGACCGGGCCGAUCAGAUCACUCUGAAGUUUGACCAUGUUCACAAGGCUAAGGACAAGGCCAAGGCUUUUGGAGAGUACAUGUGGAAUGGUCUGACUCAGGUUACAGCAGAUUCCAGAAGGCAGAAGCUGGAGAAGGAGCUAGGAGAAGUUUUGAAGAAGACUUUAGAAGGACUGGAGAAACUCCAACAUUUCCUGGAUGCAGUGGAGAAGCUAGCCGUCACCUCACUGUUUGUGUUUAUGGAUGAGAGCUUCAUGCCAAAGGGUGUGAGUUCCAUGUCCGUACGUUCAGUGAUCUCUGCAGCCAGAAUCGUUUCUCCACUCCUCGUCCACUUCAAGAGAGACACAGGAGCGUUCUUCCGGCCGAUCCUCAGGAAUGUGGAAGUCCUGGCCAUCCAGCUGGACAAAUACAUCCGUAUCACUCAGCAGAUCUGUGAGAAGAUGGAGAAAAUAUCCAAGUGGAUAUCAGGUUCUGGAGGUUUUCAUGGAUGGAAAAAUGGGAAAUCUUCACUGAAAUUUAAUUUGAACGUGAGUGAGGAGUCUGUGCACGAUCUGUAUGACCAUUUACUCCAGCUAACUAAAAUCAGGAGGGACGAGUUGUUCAGGAUGAAUUUCCUAUUUGGCGAAAAGGCACAAGGCUUCAUUAAUUUAUUCACUGAGUGCCACACCAGGAUGUUUGUGUUCCUGUCUGAUUUAGAGAAGGCUGCAGCUGAGCUGGACAAGAUGAAGAAGGGCUCCAACAUGUCCACUGUGGCUGGAAGUUCGGUCGGUAUUGCAGGAGGUGUUUUGUCUAUCAUAGGUUUAGCUCUCGCUCCAGUCACUGCAGGCGCAUCUUUGGCCCUCACACUCACAGGCGUUGGUCUUGGAGUCACCAGCGGUGUCAACAGCCUUGUUACAGGCAUCACUGAAAUGGCAGUCAACAGUCAUCAAGGGAAAAACGCAGACGACAUCUUUACCAGGUUUAUGGAAGACAUGCAGAAGAUCCUAGAUUAUAUGGAAGACGUGGCCAACAGCGUCUGUGCUGUAGAAAGUGCCAAUGGCGUUCAAAUGGUAUUUAAAGCUGGGAAACUGAUUGUUUGUGCUGGAGCAGUAGGAAAAUGUAUUGAUGCUAUAGUGGAUGGAGCUUCAGCUGCAAAAGUUCUCAGAAGUGAGGAGGUGAUUGCAAAGGCAGUUAAUAUGGGGCUUCAGGAAGCUAACGCAGGUCAGAGCAUCCCAAAACUGGCUGCAGAUCUUCCUGACAUUGGGCAGCUGGCUAAAGGAACUCCUCUGGCCAUUUCAAAGUCAGCCAGGGCAGGGUUUAUUACUUUAAAUGCCCUCUUUAUUGGUGUAGAUGCUUUUUUCAUCGCUAAAAGUGGUAUUAGUCUGGCCAAAGGGAGCAAAAAUGAAGUGGCUCAGCUCAUUCGCUCCAGAUCGGCUCUGUGGCGCUUGGAGGUGGAGGCGUGGGAGAAGAUCUAUAACCAUCUGUUUGAAGGAAUCGCAGGGUUUCACAAGAAUCGGGAAAUUCUAGAGCAACAUUUCUACUUUUAAAGAAUAAAUUUGACCAAAAUAGUGACCUGGCAGUGAGAGUGAUUAUAUUCUUUAAGCAAUAAUUUUAUCCUAAAAUGAAUUCUACUUAAAAUGGUGAUUUUGGUAAUUAGUCUGAAGUCUUUCACAUACUGUACUGCAGUUGAUUGCUAUGUAUAUUUACUAUUCUUAUUUUUGACAUUCAUUCCAUGUAUAAAAAUUAUAUUUUAAACAUUGGAAUAUGUAAUAUGAUUUAUUUUUGCAUUCCUUUAGAAACUCUGUUUAAUGUCUUGAAAAUGUAGUAAUGUGUGUAAUCACAGCUUUCAUAUAUUUAAAAUGCAGCUGAAACAACAUGGAAAGUAAGAAAAGAUAGUCAAAAAUAAAAUGUCUAACUUUUAGAGAGCUUUUAUAUAUUUUAUGUAAUUAGAAUUUGUGUUUGAUUGUGCCUUUUUAAUCAUAUUCAGUUUUCAUUUUGAUAAAUGAGUAAAGGAGGUAGAAUUUGAGAUGAAUGUACAUGACAAGAGCCACUUAUUGAUAAUAAAUUUUUAAUCACUUAUUACUGAACAUAUUGAA